AUGACUAGCCAGAGUAGAGAGGCGAGGUUCUGGGAGGGCCAUGAGGCCAGUACCUCGAAGAAGGACCUCCUCAGGGCUCACUACCAGGUGCUGAGGACCAUCCGUGAGGGGGGCUUUGCCUCCAUAAAGUUGGCCAAGCACCUGCCCACGGACACCCUGGUGGCGGUGAAGGUCCUCGAAAAGUUGGACAGCACCUUCUUUGCCACCGAAUUGGACAUUCUGAGGUCAGUGGAGCACCCCAACAUCGUCAAGCUCUAUGAGGAGGUAGAAACAGAGGAAAGGUUGUAUUUGGUGAUCGAGUAUAUGGACGGAGGAGACCUUGUGGACUACCUGGACAAGGUGGACAGGCUGGCAGAGGACGAGGCCAGGGGUCUGUUUAGGCAGAUCCUGAGGGCAGUCAAAUAUUGCCAUAACAACGGUAUUGCUCACAGAGACCUUAAGGCAGAAAAUAUACUGCUAGACAGCAGGGGCACAGCCAAGCUAUGUGACUUCGGAUUGAGUACGUGGUUCCUGCCAGGGCAGCAGCUGGACAGAGUGUGUGGGACUGUGGCCUAUCUGGCCCCUGAGAUGUUCAAUCACGAGAGCUACCAGGGCCCCAAGGUGGACGUCUGGAGCCUUGGGGUGCUAUUGUACUAUAUGGUCAUGGGCGACUUGCCCUAUAAAGGCAAGUCAUGGGAUGUCCUCCGAAAACAGGUUUUAGGGGGUAGGUUUAAAAUACGGAAAUCUUUUUCCCCUGAACUCCAAGGAAUGUUAGCAUACCUUAUGACGAGUGAUCCAAAGAGGCGGCCCACAGUGUGGCAAGUAAUGCGCCAUCCUUGGUUCAAGACAAUUAAGGGAGCCUCACCAUGCCCCAGCCAGCCUGCUCUGAACCAGCCAGACCCUGCCAUACUGCAUAUCAUGGUGUCAUACAUGGGAUUUAACCCCGAGGAGGUGCGGGCAGCCCUGUCGGGAAGAACAUUUAAUAAUAAGAGGGCAACCUACAGCAUGCUCAAGGAGCAGCAAGAAGAGGCCCGAGACCUGAUCCGUCCGAUGUGGUACCCGCUUCCCGGGCCUCCACCUUGCCCCUCACCUGCACACCCGUCCUCCCGAAAUGUACUGGUCAAGAGAGCCAGCGCUCCUGUGCGCCACCCCGCUGUCUCUCUGCAUGCUAAGCAGCAGCAGGAGGAGGGUGGCAGGCACACCAAGUCGGUGUCCCUCCCCUGUCUCUUGUGGAGACCCAGCAUAACUGGUACAGAGCAGAAGACUGAGGGCAGCAAGCCUCCCUCUACUCCAGCUGCAGCAACAAGAGCAGCAACUACCACCCUCCCUAUGGGCCAACCGGGGGAACUGACCUGCCCAGCCCCUGAGCAGGAGAGGCAGGUGGGCCUCAGGGCUAGUUCUCUCCCCCGCAUCCUAUACAAUACAUGGACAGGGCCCAAACGGAGGAAGAGGGACAUCGGCUCGGCUGCCCCAGGGCCAAAAACAUCUGACCUGAAGGGCCCAGGGGGGGACACAGAGGAGAGUAGCCAGCUGCCCCCAGAACCACCAGCAUCCAAAAUGUCUGCCUUGAACAUACCUCUAGAGAGGGAGGACAGCACCCCUCCUCUCCCGCGCCCUGCAGCUAAUGGAAGAGGCUCCAUCUGGAAGCGACUCAAGAGGAGGGUCUUGCGUUGCUUUGAAAGGAUGUGCUGUUGCUGCCUGCCCCGUUAA
Molecule: messenger RNA, 1689 nt
Organism: Dipodomys ordii (Ord's kangaroo rat)
Lineage: Eukaryota; Metazoa; Chordata; Mammalia; Rodentia; Heteromyidae
Product: sperm motility kinase 2B-like
Exons: 1
Coding region: 1-1689 (562 amino acids)
Biological process (GO): protein phosphorylation; intracellular signal transduction; microtubule cytoskeleton organization
Cellular component (GO): cytoplasm
Molecular function (GO): ATP binding; protein serine/threonine kinase activity; tau-protein kinase activity
Source: RefSeq, a predicted model, not a curated record